UUUUGGUUUGGGAUUGAGGUGAAGAAGAGAAGAGAAAGAAACAACAAAAUACUAGUUUUUAUUAAGCUGCAAUGGUAUCAAAAUCAAACCUUCCCAACACGGGCGUGGAUCCCAAUUCGGGCACCGCAUCACGACCCGUAUCACCACACGUGCCAAAUCAAGAUCCGUUUGCAUACCCGGUCUCCUUGUCUGGCCGUGGAUUCAUCCCCAAAGGUUCCCUUGCGUAUUCCCCUGAGCAGAGGCAGUACCCUAAUUUUCCACACCCAAAGGUUGCACCUUCUCGAUCUGAUAGCAAUGGCUGUAAAGAUACAAGUACAAGGGAAGGAAGCAGAGAUGAUGUCAUUAGAGAUAGAAAAGUCAGAGUAACAGAGGAUGCUUCUCUGUAUGGACUUUGUAGAUCAUGGUUGAAAAAUGGUGUAAAUGAUGAAAACCAGCCACAGCAGAAAGAUGUAAUGAAGGCACUUCCCAAACCAUUGCCUGCAUCUAUGGUGGCCGGUUAUAUGUCAAAUAAGAAAGAUGAAGAAAAAGACGAUGAUGAACAUGAAGAGAAUGAGGAGUCUGUUGAGCUCUUGUCACCGCAAGAUCUACUGAAGAAACAUAUUAAACGUGCUAAAAAGGUUAGAGCACGAUUAAGGGAACAAAGGUUACAACGUAUCACAAGGUACAGAAGUAGGCUUAAGCUUUUGCUUUCUCCACCUGUUGAACAGUUCAGAAAUGACACAGCUGCUGGGAACAGACCUUGCUGACACUACAGACAUCAAGGGGAAAUUUGCUUCUGUACAUUAUACUCCAACAAGAAGAUAUGAGGCCCCAUUGUAGGAAACGAAUUUAAAGGUCUAUAUGAAAAUGUAUGUAGAUAUUUUAACUGUUCUUUUGAAUUUCUAUUAUGAGUGCGCCUUGACCAGUAAAUUAGUACCAACAUGGCUUUCAAUAAAUAGCAGUGAAUCAGAAAUCACUGCAUUC
Molecule: messenger RNA, 963 nt
Organism: Gastrolobium bilobum
Lineage: Eukaryota; Viridiplantae; Streptophyta; Magnoliopsida; Fabales; Fabaceae
Exons: 8
Coding region: 72-746 (224 amino acids)
Cellular component (GO): transcription repressor complex
Source: RefSeq, a predicted model, not a curated record